GCUCGCGGAGUCGCACCAUCACCGACCGAUCGCUCGCGCGUUCUUUUCCUCUGCCACACAGACCGAGCCGCUCAGACGAGCAUGCUGGCCGCCGGUGACUUUCGGAACGCUUCACGCGGAGAUGGAGCGCGAGCGCGUGCAGAGAGCGAGAGGAAGCGCUUAGCUCUGCCCAUCACCCAGGACGAAGGACGGAGGUACCAUCGCUUCUGCAGCCACAGUGGUGGAGGGCCGAGUGGGUUCAAGAUGGAAAGAAACCGGCAUCCGCGGCCCGAGGUGGAGGAAAAUGCCGCGCAUCGACGGGAGCAGCAGCAAGUGAUGGAGAAAAAGGCCAUAAUAAUUCAAAGGGCCUGGCGUACAUCUCAGGGGCAGAAACAAGGCUGCCCCAAGGAGCCAAAAAAACACAUGGAUCCACUGAAAGAUUCCAUCUCAGCAAACCCAAGUGAUAAAGACCUGGACCAGAACCUUCUGCUGGAUGAGAUCAAGACCUUACAGAAUGAGAAGCCAAGAAAUGAUGGAGGAAACCCUGUGCCAGAUGCUCAGCUGAACUCAGAUCUGGAGAACCUUACAGACAGCAAGCAGCUCUUUGAGUCCAGGGUGUUGAUCAUACAGCGAGCCUGGCGAGACUUCCUUCACAAACAGGACGUCCUGGAGAAACGGAGCCCCUCCCCUCCCUCACUGUCCUCCCUGGAUAAGAUGAGCACGUCUAUCAGCAUGACCCUUUCGGAUGGCAGCACCCCUGAUUACCGGGAGGACGGUAUGGACCUGGCGAGCGACGCCUCGAGCCGCUCGGGCACCGAGUCCAACUCGACCUCCAACAAGGUGACUCCAUGCUCAGAAUGCAAAUCCUCGCCAAGCCUGGAGCUGGCCGCCCUGGACGACUACGACGAAGAGGACGAGGAAUUCCAGUCCUUCAAAAAGCGAGUCACCGAUGACUGGGAACGCGAAUACGACACAGACAACCAAACCGCAGAGAACAGAACCUUCCGGGAGGUGGCGAACGCCCGCAGCCUGGCAGAGGAACUCCAGGAGGUCAAAAGUUUACCGACCAUGGUGUCUGAGGAACUCAAACAAAACGGCAACAUGAUCGUACCCAGGAAACCUCAAGCCAAGAGCGUUCCGAAAAUCUCCGGAACGGUUAAAGGAGGUGGUGGAGGGGGACUGGUUAAUGGAGGUACUGGGUAUGAUGGCUGUUAUCGACUCGGGGGUUACAGAGAGGAGACUCUGGUGGACGAAUGUCAGUUACCCACUAUGGACUGGGCAGCACUUGAGAGGCACCUGGCUGGAUUGCAGUUCAGGGAGCAGCAGGAGAGCCACAACAAGAACCUGGGAAGGACCAACUCAACACAUGCCCAAAAGAAUGAGCGAGAGUCCAUCAGACAGAAGCUGGCACUGGGCAGUUUCUUCGACGAUGGGCCUGGCAUUUAUACCAGCUGCAGCAAGAGUGGCAAACCCAGUCUCUCCUCACGAUUACAAAGUGGCAUGAACCUGCAGAUCUGCUUCGUCAAUGACAGUGGAAGUGACAAAGACAGCGAUGCCGAUGACAGCAAGACAGAGACCAGUCUGGAUACACCCCUGUCCCCCAUGAGCAAGCAGAGCUCCUCAUAUUCCGACCGGGACACCACCGAAGAAGAUUCUGAGUCCCUGGAGGACAUGGAUUUCCUGAGCAGGCAGAAAAAGCUGCAAGCUGAGGCCAAGAUGGCACUGGCCAUGGCCAAACCGAUGGCCAAGAUGCAGGUGGAGGUGGAGAAACAGAACCGCAAGAAGUCGCCAGUGGCAGACCUGCUUCCCCACAUGCCCCACAUUAGCGAGUGUUUGAUGAAACGGAGUCUAAAGCCCACAGAUUUACGAGACAUGACCGUGGGUCAGCUACAGGUCAUCGUCAAUGACCUCCACUCACAGAUCGAAAGUCUGAACGAAGAGCUUGUGCAGCUGCUGUUAAUUCGGGACGAACUUCACAUGGAACAGGAUGCCAUGCUAGUGGAUAUUGAAGAUCUGACCAGGCAUGCUGAGAGCCAGCAAAAGCACAUGGCUGAGAAGACUCUUUCCAAAUAAGACGUGCUUUCUUCCCUCCAAACCUCCCAUCAUGGCGGGGGAAAAGAGAAGAGACACUUUCCUUUUGCUUCUGUGGUUGUACAAAUCCAAAUGACGGAGUGCUCCAGACCGGUGAAAAACAAAAAUGCGUCUCACAUACUGUUCCUGGCUUUCUGUGCUGUCAUUGGCCUUGCUUCUUAAUACUUCUUCAUUUUACCGUUUUACAUUUGCCAGCAAUUAUAUCUGUCAAACUGCGAAGAAAAUAAAGGAAAAAAAUAUAAUGAGAAAAGUGUAGAAAGUCAGAUUUUAAAAUGCUUUAAAAAAGACCUCACUGUAAAAAAUGAAUAAAUAACUAAAUAAAUAUGAACUGCUGAGGAUUUUGAGUUGGACAGUAUUUUAAAAGUUCGGCCUGUUACUUUGCACAAAUGGUAGUUCUUAACUGAAACUUUUGAUUUGAAGGUGCUAAACGUCUAAAGGAAACAUGCCUGCCUUGUAAUCGAGUCGUAGCUUUUUGGUAACCUGUUCACUCUGAUCGGUAUUCAACAUUUUGUGAAUGUUGAUCCUCGGACACGAGUCAUUUUAAAUCAGUGUGUUAAUAUCAUUUUCAUCCUAUUGUAUUCAGAUUGUUUAUUUGAAGGGAAGAAAUGUUUAUGUACAAAUAUGUAAAAUAAAAAAAUUAAAACUUUGUUUCAUA
Trichomycterus rosablanca is the source of this 2725-nucleotide messenger RNA. It is a transcript of the gene schip1, whose product is annotated as schwannomin interacting protein 1. NCBI's taxonomy places the organism in Eukaryota, Metazoa, Chordata, Actinopteri, Siluriformes, Trichomycteridae. The coding region runs from base 82 to 2052 and encodes 656 amino acids. The transcript is spliced from 15 exons. Gene Ontology annotation, biological process: positive regulation of hippo signaling. The record is from RefSeq and is a predicted model, not a curated record. Gene Ontology annotation, cellular component: cell junction; plasma membrane.